Fraxinus pennsylvanica is the source of this 1773-nucleotide messenger RNA. The record is from the annotation of a GenBank genome assembly. NCBI's taxonomy places the organism in Eukaryota, Viridiplantae, Streptophyta, Magnoliopsida, Lamiales, Oleaceae.
AUGGCUGAAGAAACCAAAAAAUCUGUUGUUGAGGCCUCUUGUGCAACUGAUGAGGUUGUGAAAUCUGAUGUUCCUGUGGCGGAGAAAGAGGUGGUGCCACAGCCGGAGCUGGUGGUGCCGGAGGCGGAGAAGGUUGAAAAGCCGGUGGAAGAAGUGGUGGAAGGUGAGAAAGAUGAAGCUGUUGAUGAGAACAAGAUAACUGAAUCUGUUUCAUUCAAGGAGGAAAGCAAUAAGGUUGAUGAUCUUAUUGACCCACAAAAGAAGGCCUUGGAUGAAUUCAAGAAGUUGAUUCAAGAGGCAAUUAUCAAGUAUGAAUUCACCACUCCACCAACUCCACCACCAGCCCCGGCCAAGGAGGAAGAGAAGAAGAAACCGGAGGAAGAAUCCAAACCUGAAGAGAAGAAAGAAGAAGAAUCAAAACCGGAAGAGAAAAAGGAAGGAGAGCCAAAACCAGAAGCAUGCGAGGCUCCUGUUGAAGCUCCAAUCCCACCUGCCGCAGAGCCGGUGAAAGAAGAGCCGGUUGAGACAAAGCCAGAAGAGAAACCAUCUGUACCAGUGGUUGCUGUUGAGAAAGUUGAAGCAGCUUUGGAAGAAAUCAAAGAAACUAUAGUUCACGAAGAUACCGGAGUGGUCCCACAACAGCCGCCGACCGAGGAGUGCCCUCCAGCCCCCAAGGAGGAAGAUAAGCCAACGGAGGAGAUGCCAGCUGAGGAAACCGCACCACCACCACCACCACCAGAGGUGGUCGAACUCUGGGGAUAUCCACUAUUAGCAAAUGAAAAGAGCGACGUAAUUCUCCUCAAGUUCUUAAGAGCUAGGGACUUCAAAGUUAAAGAAGCCUUGGCCAUGCUCAAAAGUGUUGUAGCCUGGAGAAAGAAGUUCAAAAUCGAUGAAUUACUAGAAGAGGAAGGUAUCGGUGAGGGGCUCGAAAGGGUAGCCUACAUUCAUGGGAUGGAUAAAGAAGGACACCCUGUUUGUUACAAUGCUUUUGGAGAGUUCCAGGACAAGGAAUUGUACAACAAAACUUUGUCGGAUGCUGAAAAGAGAUCCAAAUUUUUGAGAUGGUAUAUUCAGUUUCUCGAAAAGAAUAUAAGGAAACUUGAUUUCAGUCCUGAUGGUACAUGCACUAUUGUUCAAAUCACUGAUCUCAAGAGUUCGCCUGGACUCUUCUUAUUCAAGACGGAACUUCGCCAAGCCACCAAUCAGGCCUUGCAAUUGCUCCAGGACAAUUAUCCCGAAUUUGUAGCCAAACAGGUGUUCAUCAAUGUUCCGUGGUGGUAUGUGGCCUACAAUAGGAUGAUCAGUCCAUUCUUGACCCAACGAACCAAGAGCAAGUUUGUGUUUGCUAGCCCAGCCAAGACUGCUGAGACCCUCUUCAAAUACAUAGCACCCGAGCAAGUACCGGUUCAAUAUGGUGGCCUGAGUAAAGAGGGUGAAACAGAAUUCACAAAUGCUGAUCCUGCGACUGAGGAAACUAUUAAGCCGACUUCUAAGCACACAAUUGAAUGGCCAAUCACCGAGGCUUGCACAUUGGAGUGGGAAGUAAGAGUACUAGGCUGGGAUGUGUACUAUGGAGCAGAGUUUAUUCCCAGCACCGAGGGCGGGUACACUAAGAUUGUGCAAAAGUCCAGGAAGAUUGGACCGGCCGAUGAACAUGUAAUUAGCUGCAGCUUCAAAAUUGGUGAAGUCGGGAAGGUUGUGCUGACAUUUGAUAACCAAACUUCUAAAAAGAAGAAGCUUUUUUACAGGUCCAAGACCAAGCACUCCGAUUAA